Messenger RNA from Tilletiaria anomala UBC 951, 355 nucleotides. RefSeq lists its product as uncharacterized. Lineage: Eukaryota; Fungi; Basidiomycota; Exobasidiomycetes; Georgefischeriales; Tilletiariaceae. The record is from RefSeq and is a predicted model, not a curated record. The coding region runs from base 88 to 279 and encodes 63 amino acids. The transcript has 2 exons.
CCGCUGAACACAGAUUCAAAGUCUUCAAAGGCAGUUGUGUGCGUGACACAAUCACGUGACAAAGCUUUUGAGCAAUAAUUGACGACUAUGUCGAUCACUUGUUUCGCUGUAUGGUGGUCACUCUUUGUGAUAGACUUCGUCAGCCAAACGUUCAUCUACUGUGAUCCUAUGCACGGAACUUCCCCUGAGAAGAAAGUUGGGGGCGGUGGAGACGGCGCGAGGAUGAAGCUCUUUGAGCGCAAAGCGAGAAAGUACCAAUGGUUGAUUGGGCAAGAUUGACAUUGGAACUUACCCAUGAUUGUCCAAGGCACCUUUAUACGGGGAAAUGUGGGAUGUUUGUCAUGGCAAUGAUGUA